AUGGUGGCUCUAUCUCAAAUCCUUCGAUCCCUCCUACUAACCGCCAGGCGAACGUUGCCGGCCACCUCCACGCAGCCCUCAGUCAUCGGUACCGCCACAGUCGACCUGAACUACACCACCUACGAGGGCUUGCAGCUGUCCAACGGGGUCAAUGCCUUCUGGGGCAUGCGGUAUGCGGCACCGCCGCUGGGAGAGUUGAGAUGGCGGGCGCCGAGAGAGCCAGUGAUGGUAGAGGGUGUACAAAGCGCGAAGACGAUACCCCCCCUCUGCUUGGGCAUCAACAGGGGCUAUCCCUCGUCCGGCGAAAGCGAGGACUGCCUUUUUGUCAACGUCUGGGCGCCGAGCAACGCGACCCAGACCUCGAAGUUGCCCGUGUGGUUGUUUAUCCAGGGCGGUGGCUACGUCGCCAACACCAACGGCAACUGGGACGGCAACGAGGUGGUGGAAAAAUCGGGCCGUAAUAUUGUUAUGGUCAACUUCAACUACCGUGUUGGCCUGUGGGGGUUUUUGGCGAGCGAACGGGUGCGGGGCGACGGCGUGCUGAAUGCCGGGUUGCUGGACCAGCGGCUGUUGCUGAAAUGGGUGCAGACGCAUAUUGCUUCGUUCGGCGGCGACCCCUCCCACGUCGUCAUCCACGGCGCCUCGGCCGGCGCCGGCUCCGUGGCCACCCACCUCGUCGCCUACGGCGGCCGCAACGAGAACCUCUUCAUCGGCGGCAUAUCCCAAUCCCUCUUCUUCCCGGCCCAGCCCUAUGUCCGCGAGCUCGAGUACCAGUUCGACCGUGUCGUGAGCCAGGCCGGGUGCGACAACGGCGUCCAAGACCAGGACCAGAUGGCGUGUCUGCGGGGAAAAGACACGGCCGUGCUGCAGGGUGCCAAUGUUGCACAGCCGUUCCCUGGCCGUGACGACCCGCCUAUACCGCUGUUUUACUGGGCGCCGUGUGUGGACGGGGAGAUUUUGACUGAUGUGCCGUAUCGGUUGUUUGAGAAGGGGGAGUUUCUUCGGGUGCCGAUGGUCGUGGGGACUAAUGCGAAUGAGGGCGCCACCUUUGCCCCCAACGCAGCCUCCCAGUCCGACAUCGCCGUCUUCUUCCGCAACAACUACCCACUCCUCACAGCCAACGACACCGACGACAUCCUCGCGCAGUACCCGCUCCAGCCCCCGCUACCACAGCACGAGGCCUGGUUCCCGUCUGCCAGCCAAGCCUACGGCGAAGCCACGUUUAUCUGUCCGUCGCAGAAUGUGCUGUCCUUCUUGCAACAGAAAGGUAAUGGCCAGGGGCCGGCCAUGUAUGCGUAUCGAUUUGAGGUCUUGGAUCAGGAGUAUGUCAAUGCUGGGAUUGGUGUGCCGCACCUCUUCGACGCCCCAGCAAUCUUCGGCCCCCACGCCAUCACGGCCCCCACCGCCGUAGCAGCCAGCUACUCCACAUACAACGCUGCUGUCGUGCCCCGCGUGAUGGCUUACUACCUCAGCUUUGUGCGGGCGCUCGAUCCGAAUGUGUACCGUGCUCCGGGGGCGGCACGGUGGGAGGUGAUUGGCGGUGGGGGAGUGGAUGCAGGGAGAGCUAAGAGACUGGUGAUUCGCACAGAAGGGUCAACGAUGGAGGAGACGGACCAGGGCGAGUGGGAGCGGUGCGGGUUCUGGAGUGGUUUGGCUGGCGGGAGGAUGAGGCAGAGGUGA
This is a messenger RNA of Dichotomopilus funicola, 1680 nucleotides long. Its product is annotated as lipase 1. NCBI's taxonomy places the organism in Eukaryota, Fungi, Ascomycota, Sordariomycetes, Sordariales, Chaetomiaceae. Bases 1 to 1680 code for a protein of 559 amino acids. The record is from RefSeq and is a predicted model, not a curated record. The transcript has 7 exons.